Molecule: messenger RNA, 5687 nt
Organism: Alosa alosa (allis shad)
Lineage: Eukaryota; Metazoa; Chordata; Actinopteri; Clupeiformes; Clupeidae
Exons: 9
Coding region: 1619-5131 (1170 amino acids)
Source: RefSeq, a predicted model, not a curated record
AAUGCUAGUACUAAUAGCUGAAAUAAUGGCAGAUCUGGAUAGCCUAGACUUUGCCGGAAAAAAAACAAUAUGUAAUAUAUGUACUUUAUGUAAAACUAUACAGAAACCAUGGUGAUAUUACCAUAUUGUCUAAUGCAUUCAGUAAACUCGAAAUAGCACUGACACUGAUUGUUUUUUUUUUUUUUUUUUUUUCUCCCUGUCGACAGUACUCAGUGACUUCGAGAAACAGUAUCUAUGUGAAAAAUGGACAGUUUUCCUUUAAAGCAUCAGCUGGGGUGUUUACCUAACACACAUACACAGGCCUAUACUGCACAGCUAUGUACCAGCUAACUACCAUGACACUCAAAACCAACUCAUCUACAUCCAAGCUGGGUUUGAGGCUGCACAGAUACACAAAUGAAAACUUUGUUUGGGUGGGCAAGACACAAUGCUUGAGUGGGUUUGGGGUCAAAAAGAACCAUUGUUUUUAUCAAUGGAUGACUGCAUUAUGCAAUAUGAAAAUGUACUAUUCUGCCUUUGUCAGAUGUGUACAGAAGAAGACAUGGGGAUGACGUCAGGUAAUUUGGUAGAUCACAAAAAAACGUAAAAUCCACAAUUGAUACCUUUUUAAUUUCAUAUUUUUAUUUUAUUUUAUGGCUCCCAUGCUUAUAAACAUGGCAAUUUUACAUAGAAAAUGUCCCAUUUCAGCUGAUUGUUUUGGCCCAUCAGAUAUCAUCUGCAUUAGAUAGUCACUAUUCUUUCCCAUAAAAAGUAGCCUAUAGUGUGUUGUUACAAUAUUUUAACAAUUAACACACAAUUUAUAACUUAUCACAUCAUACAAGCAUGUUUUGUGUUAUAUCAUUAAAGUUUUAGCUGCAGUGCCCUUAUCACCAUCAACACAAAAUCAACAUGCCAGGUGAUUUUCUUGCAAGUUUUGGGUCCAAUGUUGUUGUUUUUUAAUCGUAACCCCACCUAUCCUUGUUAUCUCACUCAGACCAAUCAAAAUUGUUGUUUCUAAUAAAGGACACUUACCAUAUAAUAACAUUGUUGGUGAUUGCCUUCUAAUAUUUAAAGAGCCCAAGAUGUAAAACCAUAUUUUUCCAGUUUUACCUGAUGUCCCAAUUUACCUUCACCCUACUGUAAGUGCAUCUGAUCAAAAUCUUUUGACAAGAAAAAAAUCACAAAAUACAGUUGAUUUCAUUGUCUUGCCAUUACUAAUGUUGUGCAUAUUAUACACAUUAAAACAGUUUGACUAUUUUCCAGCCAUAUCAUAUCAGCACAAAUAACCCCUUCAUAUAGUGUGAAUUUCCAAGAAUGUCUGUUUUAUGUCCCUCUAGCUAUUUGAAUGCUCUAAAGUCUACUGUCUCUAGUGGUUUAACUGUGUAAUGCAACACUGCUGUUUCAAGGAGAGAGACCGGAUACAAGAAGAUGCUCUGCAUCUUCUUACCUUUAAAGGCUACAAAACGUCUGUCAUUUACGUGUUAAAAUAUUUGAUUUUACUGCAAGGACUUGUUGUUUUAAUAUUCUAGGUAAUUAGUGGCGCUUCUUUGCACAAAAACAACUCUGCCUCAUUGCCCGGAAUAAUUCGAAUUCUACAUGGGAUGGAAAUACCUGGGAUGUGAAAUCAAGGACCGCUAAGAUGAUGCGGUUUAUACUGGAUUGCCUUAGGCCGACACGGCAACGGGCUGGCGACAGGGACAUCUCCCUGGAAAAGGUGGACAAGGAGAAGGAUGGCACUUCCAAUCAUCAAAGCAAUGAAAUCCAGGAGCUUCACGAAGAAAUGGCUUGUGAGGAGCUUGGCUUGAAGGAGGAGCAUGAGCAGCGCCAUGAGACUCAAGAGGAACUGGAGAAGCUGGCAAAGCAGAGGACAGAGCUGAAGAAGCAGAUCGAGCUGAUCCAGCAGCAGCGCAAAGAAGAGAGACAGUUGCUGCUUUCCUUACAGGAGGAGCAGGAGGAGUUGGAGCAGAGCGUGCAUGAGUACGAGGAAGAGCUGUCCCGUGCCCAGGGGGAGCUACAGCGCCUGCAGGAGGACAUCACCCAGGCGGAGCGCAAGGUGGAGGGCGCCAGGGUCCGCAUCAGCCCUCUGCAGAACUCCAUUAGCCAAUCGUAUGCCGAGAUUUCACGGGUUGGUGUGUCUUUGGCUCAACAAAGACUUGGUGAGCUCAUAGCCGAGCUAAUUGCCGUUGAGGGACCUGUUGCCAUAGGCAUCAGCCACCAGCAGGGAGGAGAAGAGAUCCACACAGAGGACGGCCCCGAGGAGGGGAGCCAGGGGGACGAGGGGGAGCUGAGUGAACAGGACCUGCAGCUGCACAUCGCAGAUGAUGAGGAGCUGUGCGGCGAGAGCACCAGGGAGGAAGAGCCAGACAGGCCCAAUCCUGCAGACAACCUGAAAAGCAGCGGAUCCUCUUCAUUCACUGAAAUCACACUCACUGAGGUGAAAGAGGAAGAGGAAGGGUCGUCACCCAGGUCUAUCACACCACAGAUCGACUCUCCUGACUUAGAGGAGGAUGAGGAAGAGGCAUCAACCAUUCAGUCCCUCAUGACCCAAACUAGCAGUCGCACCACGCUUGGGCAGUUUGACUUUUAUCAUCCAGACCCCUUCACUGACAAUGACAUGUUCAGAGAUGACUUGUUUCCAAAAGUGGAGGUUGCUGAUUCUACCGAUGGAUUUUUUAGUGAUCCUUUCAAAGGCACUGAUCCAUUUGCAUCUGAUAAUCUCUUCAGCCAGUUUGAAGGAGAAGAACAGUACCCACCUGAUGACCAUCUUGACCAACGUGAAUCUGAGCCUGAACUUUGUGUGCCUGAAAGUACUAACAAUAUGGAUGAUAAAGAGUGUUUCGUUGCUGAAUCUUGUUCCUUCAAUGAAAUAGGGCACAUUGGAGAUAGGUCCCAGGCUGGAGACCAAUUUGACAGCACUGCUACAAACCCUGAUUCUAAUGCUCUUGAAACCAGGGGAGAAUGUGAUGGCUUUGAAAUAAGCAUGUCCAUCUGCUCUGAAUCUAGUCACACAAAUUAUUCCCCAGUUGACCUAGCUGAUCAGAACACUUACAUAACACUUCAUGAGUCAAGUGUCACUGAGAACCCUGGCCCCAUUGAGCUUAGGGAUCCUCCCCUUUUAAGUAUUGCUCUCUCUGGCGAACAAGAACGGAAAUCAGAGGGUCUUGAAUUAAACAAUUCCUGCCCCCUGAACGUUGAUGGUAUUGAUGAGGAACAGUGCGGACCCAUGGAGUAUGUCCUCUCACGCCCACAGGGCAGUGAAGUCCAUCGAUGUGACCCCGAUGGCUCUGAGCGCAGUGGCUCUCCACUGAUGGACACAGGGAUGUACAGCCUAGCAAAGUCCAAGGUUCAGGUUCGUAGACACUUUAGCUGUGAAGCAAGUAUGGCACUAUGCAUUGAGACCUCAGAGGCCACAUCAAGCUGUUCUGAGCCCUUUUGCUAUGGAAAUGACAUAAAUGGGUAUCAGUUUGAAGACUCUGAUGUCUGUGAUGAAAACCAUUUGAAUGUGGAAUCCAGUCAGAGGAUCAGGGUUUCAUCUGUUGCUCCAAAAUUUAGUGAUCAAGAAGGUACUUCUCGUAACCUCAAUAACACCACAAACUGUGAUGGUUGUGUCUUUGAACUUUGCCAUCACUACCCUAUUGCUGCUGAUCCUGACACAUUGAGAGCUAGCAGGGAGGGCUCCGGAUUCAGCGACUGCGCCUCUGUAAAUUCUCCAGCUGAUAACAGUUCUUGUGAUUAUGAAUUUGUGGAACAUAGUCCCCUCAGUCCUCAACUCAAUAAUGGCAAAGAUGAUGACAUAGAUGGAACUGGAAUGAAUCAGAAUAAUCAUGAUAGUCCUGACCUCACCGGUUCAAGCAAGCAGGAAGUCAGUGAAACUCAGUAUCGGUAUCCUGACCCAUUUAGUCCAGAACAAAAUGAAGCUGUCCACUUUAACUUUGUUGGGUUGGAUGAUGGGGAAUGCAAUAUUUUAGUUCCCAUUGAGAGCUUUGACUUAAAAGCAGGUGAUCCUUUUAGUCCAGACGCAGCUGACCUGAUAAGUAUGAAUGCUAACUGUCAGCAGGUAAUAAAUCUAGACCCAUGUCAUCUUGGUCUUAACAAUAUUUCCAGGUCUGAUCCAGUAGGUUCAAAACACACAGAUUAUGAAUCUUUUAGCUCAGAACCCAAUGACAGAGCUAGUUGUGACUCGAGUGGCGGUGAGCUAUGGGACACAAAGGCCUCCAGUUCCCUGGGCAGUGAUGAUUUUUCCAGUCCAGCUCAAAAGAAUUCUCACAUUCCAGACAUCAGUGCUGUAACACACUGUGACAACUUUAAUAGUAAAUCUGAGGACUUUGUCUCCCACAACUGCAAGCUAUUGAUGAACUCGGGACCAUCUGAAUUUAGGGGUCUGAACUCUCUCAGUCCAGAACCGAAGGCUGACUCUGGUGGCUACCAUCUGAGAGAGUAUGAUAGUGGCUGUUAUAAAACCAGCAAUACAGUAAACUGUGACUUGCGGCCACCAGAACUAAUGCAGUUUGAUCCCUUCAGCCCUGAGCCUAGUGAUGCAGAGAUGUGUGAUGUAGGUAGCGAAAGCAACCAUUGUUCUCAAUCUGCAUUCUUUGAAACUGCAUCUAAUGGGCCAAGCCAGUUCUCCUCCUGGGGCUUGGAGCCCAGCAUGUUCACCACCAGUGACAGGAGCCAUAGUUUUGAACAAGUAGAAAGAUGUGAAUACACACCUACUGGAACUAGUUCUGAUGACUCUGUGCGAGGUCACCCUUUUGAUUCAGAGUCCAGUGAGACAACUGGUUGGAGCCUCUCAGAGUCUGAAACGAGUAGGCUAAAUGAUCAGAACCCAGAGGACACUAGAGAGAGAACGACCACCUGCUCUGACUUCUCAGAGCAAGAUGGCUGCUGUUCAGAGCUGAACAAAGUGGCACGUUCAAGUCGCCAUAGUUCUGUGCCUGACAGCAUUGCGGAAAUGUUGUUUGGCCCUGAGCUGAACGCAGCCAGGUUUUAUCCCUGGGAUUUUGAAAACAGCAACACAAUUGUAUGUGACAACCAUAGUCCAGAAGAAAGUCCUGACACCAUCAAAUGUGAGUUCGGAUUAAUUUCAGGUUAUGACAUCAAUGGCAGUGUUGCAGUUAACUCCGGAGCCUCUGAAAUUCCUAACCUAAGAUAGGUGAAUUGUGGGCCUGUUGGUCUCAAAGUGAUUAAGCUGGAUGUUAAAUGCUGAAACUCAUUUUGACAGGAAGAUAAUGAAACAGACAGUGCUUAGCCUAUACAAACCUUUGAAUGAUUAACACUAUUAAACUUUAAAUUGAAUAGUUAAUAAUAUUGUGAAAAGAACAGUGUUGUGCAUUCCAUUGGAGCAGCAAUAGAUUUCAUAGCCGUAGCUGUGAUUGUUUUUUUCUUAUAUCUGCUUAAUUCUUGAUUUGGCCUAAACUAUUGUCUAGUAGCAUUACUAAGGGCCUGACUUCUGUGCCACCACGCCUGUGUCAUUGUUUUGCUCUUCCUGUCCACAGUAUCCACACUGUUAAUACUGUACAUUUUGUUUAAUUGUAUAUAGCCCACUCCACACAUUAAUGUAGGGAUUGGUAAUAAAAUGUAAGUAAGUAGCCUAGUAAAUAAUAAUAAUAUGAUUAAUAAUAAUAAUAAUAAUAAUAAUAAUAAUAAUAAUAGUUUUACCAUCGAGAUUAAGUUGGUUGUAAACAAAAUAAAUUGUGUUUCAUUCAAAA